This is a messenger RNA of Carica papaya (papaya), 1555 nucleotides long. Its product is annotated as NAD(P)-binding Rossmann-fold superfamily protein. Gene Ontology annotation, biological process: protein ufmylation. NCBI's taxonomy places the organism in Eukaryota, Viridiplantae, Streptophyta, Magnoliopsida, Brassicales, Caricaceae. Gene Ontology annotation, cellular component: cytosol; cytoplasm. Gene Ontology annotation, molecular function: UFM1 activating enzyme activity. The record is from RefSeq and is a predicted model, not a curated record.
UUCAGACAAAGCACGAACAGAUUCAGAGCUACAGAGACAGGGAGUUCAGAGUAGAGACUGGCAAUGGAGGCGGAAUUGAAUGGAUUGCUUCAUGAUCUCGAUUCUCUCAAGCAAUCACUGCAUGAUCCUUCUUCCCUUGCUUCUCUCGACAAGCUGCGAUCACGAGUUGAGCAUGUCACAAACCUUGCCAAGUCGGCAGCUGUUCGCCGUUCAAAAGUCAAGGAUAUGAGUGCUGAGGUGGUCGAUAGUAAUCCUUACAGUAGGCUUAUGGCGCUUCAGAGGAUGGGUAUUGUGGAGAACUAUGAAAGAAUUAGAGAGUUCUCAGUUGCCAUAGUUGGAAUUGGUGGUGUGGGAAGUGUUGCAGCUGAGAUGCUGACUAGAUGUGGCAUUGGCCGCCUUUUGUUGUAUGACUAUGACAAAGUGGAGCUGGCAAACAUGAACAGAUUGUUUUUUCGUCCGGAUCAGGUUGGCAUGACAAAGACCGAUGCUGCUGUUCAGACUCUUUCAGACAUAAAUCCCGAUGUGGUGCUAGAGAGCUAUACGCUGAACAUCACAACAGUUCAAGGUUUUGAGACCUUUAUGUCAAGUUUAAGAAACAAAUCUUUUCGCCCCAGCAAAGAAGGUAGUGGAGUGGAUCUUGUAUUAAGCUGUGUAGAUAACUACGAAGCCAGGAUGGCUGUCAACCAGGCCUGCAAUGAGUUGAAUCAGACAUGGAUGGAGUCUGGUGUAUCCGAAGAUGCGGUUUCAGGUCAUAUACAAUUGCUGGUUCCUGGAGAAACUGCUUGUUUUGCAUGUGCACCUCCUCUGGUUGUGGCAUCUGGAGUAGAUGAACGGACACUCAAGCGGGAGGGAGUUUGUGCAGCAUCUUUACCGACUACGAUGGGAGUGGUUGCUGGGCUUUUAGUUCAAAAUACACUGAAGUUCUUGCUAAGUUUUGGAUACGUUUCCCCCUACUUGGGCUAUAAUUCUCUUAAAGAUUAUUUCCCGACUAUGCAAAUGAAGCCAAAUCCACAAUGCUCCAAUGUGGCUUGUCUGCAGCGGCAGAAUGACUAUAUUCUUGCAAAGCCGGCCAGGGAUGCUGCAGCUAAAGCCAAGAUGCAAGCUGAAGCAUCCACAAGUGUAGAAGGUCCUCUUCAUUUCGAUAAUGAAUGGAACAUAAGUGUUGUUGAUGAUAGCGAGGUGGAUACAACAGGUGCCACAAGUUCAGACAAUCUCCCAGAAGGUCUUACCCGUGAGCUCCCAAGUGCAGAUGAAUAUCAGAAACUUCCAGUUCCUGCAGAGAUAGCUUCUAUUGAUGACCUUGAUGAUCUUCGGAGGCAACUUGAGGCUCUUAAUGCUUGAUUAAUAGCGGCUCUCUUUUUUCCAGAGAAAGAUGGUAGAGUUAUUUUCUUUUUUGAACUAAUUUAUUGAUAAACAGAAACGUUUUGGCUUUCAUUUGUACUUAAGUUGGAUCACACACAAGUCAUACGAUAUUCAUUAGGGUAUUUUAAAAAAAUAAUUCUAAAUAUUAUUAGGAUUCUUGCUUUCUUUCCCAGGAAGUAAGACCGUAAAUUUA